Messenger RNA from Phyllostomus hastatus (greater spear-nosed bat), 1553 nucleotides. It is a transcript of the gene RBMX2, whose product is annotated as RNA binding motif protein X-linked 2. The transcript has 6 exons. NCBI's taxonomy places the organism in Eukaryota, Metazoa, Chordata, Mammalia, Chiroptera, Phyllostomidae. Gene Ontology annotation, cellular component: U2 snRNP; precatalytic spliceosome; catalytic step 2 spliceosome. Gene Ontology annotation, biological process: mRNA splicing, via spliceosome. The coding region runs from base 57 to 1034 and encodes 325 amino acids. The record is from RefSeq and is a predicted model, not a curated record. Gene Ontology annotation, molecular function: RNA binding.
CGCCCCGCAGCCACGCCCAUAGAAAAUUUCACCUUUUUGAGCGCGAACCCGCGGAGAUGAACCCUUUAACUAAAGUGAAGCUGAUCAAUGAGCUGAAUGAACGUGAGGUCCAGCUCGGGGUGGCGGAGGAGGUGUCCUGGCACUCCGAGUACAAAGACAGCGCCUGGAUCUUCCUGGGAGGACUUCCUUAUGAACUGACUGAAGGGGACAUCAUCUGUGUGUUCUCACAAUAUGGGGAGAUUGUUAAUAUUAAUCUGGUACGGGACAAGAAGACUGGGAAAUCCAAAGGAUUCUGUUUCCUCUGCUAUGAAGACCAGAGGAGCACAAUUCUGGCCGUGGACAAUUUUAAUGGGAUCAAGAUCAAAGGAAGAACUAUCCGAGUAGAUCAUGUGUCUAACUAUCGGGCUCCAAAGGACUCAGAAGAUAUGGAUGAUGUGACCAAAGAGCUCCAGAAUAAGGGCUGUGGGGCUCGCACCCCCCCACAGAACUCAUCUGAGGGCUCUGAAGAUGACAAACCCACCAAAAAACACAGAAAAGACAAAAAGGAAAAAAAGAAGAGAAAGAAAGACAAAGAGAAGAUUGAUCGGGAGUUACUGGCAGAGCAGCCAACCUCCUCUUCAAUUCCCAGAAGCAAGACAAUAAAGGAGAAGGAUGACCCUGGCUCUAAAAAGCACAGCAGCAAGAACUCAGAGAGGGGUCAGAAGCCAGAGUCCAGGGAGGUGUGGAAGCACCACCUCAGCUCCCCUGAGGUCAGGACAGCCUGUCGAGGGGGAGCAGAGGACCGGGAGAGGGAGCUGAAGAAGGAGAAGCCUAAACAUGAGCACAAGUCCUCAAGCAGGAGGGAAGAAAGAGAAGAAAAAAACAGGGAUAGGGACAGAGGUCGAACCUCAGAUACACAUUCUGGCCGGCACGAGGGACAUAGCCAUAGAAGUAGAAGUAGAAGUAGGAGCCCAGAUAAAUCCCAUAGGCCUAAAAAGGCACGACAUUCCCGAGACCCAGACCCCUUGAAUCCCAGUGACCGCAAACACCACUGAAGCUGCAGCCUGGGCAGCUGCUUGAUAGAAUUAAAAUGAACUGCAUUUUAAAAAGGCAAUCAAAUUCAGUUACAUUUUUACUGUUUCUGUGUGUAAAAUCUCUGAGGCUGCAUUCUUCCAUCCCUUGAGUAUUAGACUCAUUGAGAGAGCUGUACUUUCAAGAGCCAAAUGUCCUGGAGUUUUGAGCAAAAUCUAUUGUCCUUGGGAAUAUGCUUGGAGUAUUAGAGUAUAUAUCCUAAAAAUUGGGUUCAUAAGUGUGGCCCUUGAAUUUAUGACCCCAGUUAAUGAUGAAGUGUUCAGGAAAGGGGAAAUGCCAGGUAACUCUACUAGCCUUUAUUCUAGAUGUUAAGAGCCUUUUCAGUGACCUUUCCAGUUGGCAGGUAGACCCAUAGAGCAGAGAAAUGUGGCUUGACUGGGUUUAGACAGCUUGAUGUGAAUGCGAUGAUUCAUAACAUCAAUUCAAUCCCUUUUGCCCCUUCCUGUAUUUGAAAAUUUAAAUUUUUUUUCUUUUUUGGUUCA